AUGAAAGUAUCCAAUGGAAAAGCAUUCCUGGAAGUGGACUUAAUGGAGCGAACUUGCACAUGUAAAGCAUGGCAAAUGUCUGGAAUCCCAUGUGAUCAUGCUUGUGCAGCUAUAUGGCGAAUGGGGUUUGAUAUAUCUGAUUAUGUUGAUGACUGGUAUAAGUACAAUUUGCAAGAGAAGAUAUACUCUGGAAGCAUGCGUACUUUGGUAACGCAUGACAUGCUAAUGGUUGAUGAAGAUGGAACCAUUUGUGAUGCCUUGGGUCAUACUUAUCCCUUUCUUAAUCCUCCAACCACAAAGCGACCUCCUGGAAGACCUAGGAAACGUUGA
Messenger RNA from Vitis riparia (riverbank grape), 330 nucleotides. RefSeq lists its product as uncharacterized. Lineage: Eukaryota; Viridiplantae; Streptophyta; Magnoliopsida; Vitales; Vitaceae. Gene Ontology annotation, molecular function: zinc ion binding. The coding region runs from base 1 to 330 and encodes 109 amino acids. The record is from RefSeq and is a predicted model, not a curated record. The transcript has a single exon.